CCCUGUGCGUUCAAGGAACCUUUCCAUGCUGUCAUUUGGGUGAAGGACCUAGGCUACGGCUCGGCUGUCCUCCGUUACACUGGCCCUUUCCACUGAUGACCCGAUAAAUCCUAAAUCACAAGAAAGAGACAUAGAAGAGGUUUUGAGCAGUCAAGACAACUUUCGAAAAAUUGAACAUCUUGAAUUGACUACCGCUAUUGUGUUCUCCAGAAGUCAUGGGUGUGAAAGUCCUCCAGUGUUUCCCGUUUUACAAACGCUGCAAGGAGCGAUGCAAGGGACGGCAGUGCCCCCCAGAGUCAGUGUCCAGUGAGGAGCUGAAGCCUCGUCUGUCCUCCUCGGCCUCCUGGGGCAGUGAGAGUGACAGCUACAGCCCUGGCUGCUCACAGAUCUACUUCUCCCACAAGGCCCGCCUCUCCUUCCGACACCAGAUGGACAGCAACAUUAACGCGGUGGACGCUACCUACUGAGAACACACACAUGUGUGUGUGUGUGUGUGUGUUGGCUGCACCACUGCCAUUACCAUCACCUUAACUCUCUGCUAAACUCAUCUGAAGCAGAGGACAUGACCUUUCACCUUUCUGACAACAGCAUGCUGGGAAGAGAAGAGGACAGGACAGGACAGGAGAGAAGUGUGGAGGGUGUGGCGAAAAGUCGGUCAUUUUUAGUAAAGUCUGGACGGACCAUGUCGAGAUGAAAACAGACUCCAUCUUGCUCACGCCAUCAGCGACGCCCCGACUGAUAACCAACGGAACACCCACACCUCUGGUUGCUAUGGUUCCCCCAGCUGUCGUUGGAGUCAGGGAGCAGAGAAGAACACAAAUAUAACCUGAUGACAAGACAUAAGUUGAGUGACCUUGAGUAUGUUUACGAAGUCAUUACCGCCAAGUGCAUUACUCUCAGCCUGAACAGUUGUUAUUAUUUUUCUUACACAUAUCCGUAUGAAUACCUGUGUGUGUGUGUGUGUGUGUGUGUGGCUGUGUGUUUGUACAUGUAAGUAGGCAUGAGAGCGAGCGUGGUGUUCAGCAGAUCUGCUUACAAGGCUGUAAUGUUACUGAAAACAGGGAGAGAGCCUAUAUGGGUGUGGAGUGUGGAGUAGAUCUAAACCAAACUCAGUUUGAAUCUAGACACCAGAUCUAAUCCAGAUUCAGUUUGAAUCUAGAAACCAGAUCUAAUCCAGAUUCAGCCGUGCGUUUGGGGAAGUGUCUAUUUUUAAAUGUCCAAGGUGAAAAGCAAGUGCUUAAUUAUUUUUUUAACAAGCGUUUGAGCCACAUAGCUGUGUACUACUGACACAGAGGUAUUGCACAAAUGUUAAUAUUUUUUACGCUUUUAUGAAAUCUGUAACCUCCGCAUGUCGGAGGUUCUCUCCUGCAGGUCUGGGUAGUUAGCAGGGAAACCUCCCAUCAAGGCAUUUUCUCCACCCGCGAUCCGAUACACCCAGACCGAUUUUGAAAGUAAACACAAUGUGGCUCUGGUGAACAGACAAACAGGAAUAUGUUUUGUAUGUGAUGCAAUCUGAUUAGAGAUGACAAAGAGUCGCAUUUUCAAUUAAAUGGGUUUUUUAAGCGUCCAAGAGAGGUAUAUUUUUCAUGUGAUAUUUUUCAUGUUUUCUAUUUUUCUUGAUGUUCAGAACUCAAAAUAAAAUGUCUUGAAAUCAUGA
Molecule: messenger RNA, 1657 nt
Organism: Sardina pilchardus (European sardine)
Lineage: Eukaryota; Metazoa; Chordata; Actinopteri; Clupeiformes; Clupeidae
Exons: 3
Coding region: 216-467 (83 amino acids)
Source: RefSeq, a predicted model, not a curated record